Messenger RNA from Paramecium octaurelia, 2399 nucleotides. NCBI's taxonomy places the organism in Eukaryota, Ciliophora, Oligohymenophorea, Peniculida, Parameciidae. The record is from the annotation of a GenBank genome assembly.
AUGGAAGUCAAGAAAAAACCAGCUAUAGAUUUGCCAACAUCUGAAAAUCUGAGUGUGUUAGACCAGAAUGAACCUCAGAAUGGUAUUGAAGUAAUUUGUAGAAUUCGUCCCAAAUUUGUUGGUGAAAAUUAUGGUACUAAUUGUGAGUUCAUUAUAGUAAACUAUAUGAUUACGGAUAAAAGACUAGACAUCUACGAAACGAACAACGACAAUGAAAUCUCCAAUUAAAAAACUUUUACAUUCUCUUAAAUCUAUGAUUAGAAUUCAACAUAGAGGAACUUGCAUCAAGAAUAUGUUAUUCCAAUGAUUAAAGACAUUUUUGAAAAAUGUACAAAUUAAACCUUACUUAUUAGAGAAAGGAGUACUUGUAUUUACUUAUGGAGUUACAAAUUCUGGUAAAACUUAUACUAUAAUUGGUACAUAAGAAGCACCUGGCAUUUUACCGCUCACAUUACAAACUCUAGAUAAAAUAAAAACAGCGUUUCUAUUAAAUAAAACUACGAUUGAAAUUGAUGGAUAGGUCAUAAAAAUAGGGGAAUCCCCGUAUGAUGACUAUGUCUUGAAGGAAAUGAAUUACACAUUUUAAUCAUUGGAAAUCUAUAAUGAAGAAAUUUAUGACUUAUUAGCGAGUAAUAAGACUAAACUGCAAUUAAAAGAAAUCUAUGAUAAAAAAUGCUAUGUGAAAGAUGCUGUGGAAAAGGAAAUUACCAAUAACCAAGAAUUUAAAGAAUUGCUCAAUAAAGCCUUAACAAAUAGAUAGAUGGGUGAAACAACAUUAAAUAAUCAAUCAAGUAGAUCACACACAGUCUUUAAAAUACAAAUCUAAUUUCUAUAUUAAUAGGAACAAUUUACUAUUUAAAGGAAGUAAACAAUAUGUAUCGUUGACUUGGCUGGGUCAGAAAGAGCAAAAAAGGCUGAAACACAAGGUUCGUAACUUACAGAGGCAUGCAAUAUAAAUAAAUCUUUGUUGGUUCUUGGAAAGUGUCUCAAAUAAAUGAGAUGUCAAAAUGAAUCAGAUUAAAAUAGUCGCAUUCCAUUUCGAGAGUGUAAACUAACUAGAUUACUGUGUGAAUACUUUACAGAAGAAAACAAAAUCUUAAUGAUUGUUAAUGUUCGAUUAACUGGUGACGACAUUGAAGAAACACUUAAAGUUUUACAUUAUGGAGCUUUAAGUGUUAAUGUAAAUCUACUUAAAUCUAAAAUCUAUGAUUCCACCAUCUCCUACAAUCAAAGACUUUAAAUUAAUUAGUUAUAAUAAGUGAAUAAUGAUUCAAAGUAAAAGAAGAUACCCAAGAGAAAUGCUAAAGAAAUAAUCAGAAGAGCAAAGAUGCUUGUUCAAAAUACAACUCAACACAUGCUAUUUUAAUAAACUAUUCAAGAUUCAUUUGUCAAAGACUUAAUAUCAACUGUUAAAUAAUAGCAAGCAAGAUUGAAAUAAUUUAGUGGAUUAGAAGAUGAACUAUUUUAUCCUCCAAUUUUUUAGAGUGACUAAAGAUUAUAAAAGUCCUUAGAUAAAAUAUAGUCUGAAAAGUCACGACAAGCCUCUUUAGAUCUAUUAGAAAAUAAAGAAUUAGCUCAUCCGCCCGUCGUCAGUACUUUCUCAGAAGAAAUUCCAAUUAGAAAAUCAUAUAUAUUUGAAGAACCUGUUGUAUAGAAUAAGGAUGCCAUCGUUGAUGAAAGAUCUUAAGUUGUAAAUAAAUAGCGGUCAUCAGGAAUAUAAGAGGAGAAAUAAAACAUCAUAUCUAUUAUAGAAUAACACUUCAAUUGUUAUGAUGAGCAUGAUGACUUAAUGGCUGGAUUUAGACAACUUGAUCUAGAACAAAUUGAUGAAUAAACUGAUGACAGUAAGUAAUAAUCGAAAUGUCACUAGAUCAAACAGAAUCACAAUCAAGAAAAUGACAUUAAUGUUUCUAAUCAAUGUUUUAAUUAACUUAAAUAAGAAGAUUUACUUAAAAAUUCUAAUUAAAAAUUGGACAAAAAUCAUUUUGAUUAAGCAACCAAUACAACUCCUUAUGAUGAAUUGAAAAAAAAGCUUUUUGGCUAACUUUUUGAAUAAGAAUUAUAAAAACAGUAUCUAUAUAUUUAAUUUAUGUAGUUAAGAGGAGAAGGAUAAAUUUAAGUAAGAAGUAAUGAAGAAGUUAUUUAAUGAUGAUGAUUUGUAAAAUUUAAUUGAAAAGGAAAAUCAAGAAGAAUUAAUUAAUCUAGAGGAUUCUGCCAAAAAAUAAUAAUAGAGGAACCUUGAAAAAUUGAUUUCAAGUAAUCACAAAAGUGAUCUAAAAGUCAUUAAUGAAUCAGAUUAAGAACACGACUCUUCAGGUGAUAAAAAAUAUCAUCAACCCAAAAAUCACCCUAAAAAGAAAAAAUAAACUAAGAAAAAAGGCAAAUCGAAAAAAAGAUGA